Daldinia caldariorum is the source of this 1058-nucleotide messenger RNA. RefSeq lists its product as uncharacterized. NCBI's taxonomy places the organism in Eukaryota, Fungi, Ascomycota, Sordariomycetes, Xylariales, Hypoxylaceae. The coding region runs from base 68 to 946 and encodes 292 amino acids. The record is from RefSeq and is a predicted model, not a curated record. The transcript is spliced from 3 exons.
UUCUCAGAAAGGUUAAUUUGUCGCGUUUUAUUUUAUUUUUAAGAAGUCUAAGAAGGUAAAUUACACGAUGUGCACUGGUAACCAAACCAUGAUGUCCUGUGGGCACGCCCUAACGAACUAUACGCAGUACUGCGAAGAGGGACAUUCUCGCCCGUGCCAGGAACCGGAGCUUAGUGCGCCACGCGCUUACAUUGACGACUCAUGCGCCGACUGUGACCCAAUCUACAGGUCGAAUCAAGUGCGCCGCGAGCAUCGGGAUCGACAUAGCGAGCUUUUGGACCAGGUGUAUGCGUAUAAGCGUGCAGGGCACGUGGAGGAAGUACAGCGGUUAUUGAACCGUGUGAAGACUUUACAGCUUGAGGCGAAUAAAGUGAUGGGCGAGACGCGGUUCUUAUGCCCCUCUUCCGAUCAUGUCGAGUUCCCUGGCGGUGGGCACGAGGCUCUUAUGCCCAGAGGAACGUGUAAGUGGGCCAAUGGCAAGUGUAUCUGGGAAGACGAGAUGCCGUAUUCUGUACCCGAAAAUCGGCACAUUAAAAAAGUUACCACCCAGAAGAAACAUGAGGAGUCAGAAGAGCAAUCGCGGAUCCAGGGGCCACCACGACUGCGCUCCACGAAGGAGUACCGUGAUCCCUUCCAGGAAGAAGCAGAGCUACAGCAGGAGCAAGAGCAGCCCCGAAUCUUGGGACCGCCGCGAUUACGCUCAACAAAAGAAGGCUAUGUCGACCCCUUUAAAGAGGAAUCAGAGCGCGAGAUUGAGCAGGACCAACCACCCAAGGUGAGCCAGCCACCGCGUCUACGGACUAACAAGGAAUACGUCGGACCCCGUGGGGAUAACGUAGUAAUUUCCAGCGGAGAGGAAGACGAGCCGCAAACCUCGCCAGUGCAACCCCGCCUCCGGCGAUCUCAGAAGUACAUCAAUAAGCUCAACUACGUCUAUUGUAAGUAGCUCGAAUACUAAAUAUGUCCUACCAGCAGCUGAAGACGAGGAGAGGCAAGAGGAGGUAGAAGAGGAAGAAGACAUUUGGUUAAGAAUAGCAAUCUUUAAGCUCCGUAAAAAU